Molecule: messenger RNA, 1350 nt
Organism: Triticum turgidum subsp. durum (durum wheat)
Lineage: Eukaryota; Viridiplantae; Streptophyta; Magnoliopsida; Poales; Poaceae
Source: the annotation of a GenBank genome assembly
AUGGGGAUAAAUUUCAAGGUCAAGCUAUACAGCGACAGGGCGGGAAGCAGCGGAGGCGGAGACGGAGACGGCGGCGCCGGACCCACAUCGCCGCCUGCGCCAGGCCCCGCGCCGUCGCCCUCCCUCGACCCCGCGCUGGUUUCCACCUCGCCGCUCCCGCUUCAGCCGGCACGGAGGCCGCCGCUGACCCCCAUCGUCAAGUACACGGAUCAAGGACUGGAUGAUGAUGGUUAUGAUGAUUGGCCUGAAGACGAAGAUGAUGAGGGUUGGGAGGUGAUGCAAGAGGAUCAGGAUGAAUUACCAGAUGAGGAGAAAUUCUACAUUUCAUUGUUUAUGAGCACUCAAAAGAAGAAUCUCCCGCAUGAUCUUGUUCGGCAUGACUCGGUGCCGCUCAAUAAAAAUGAAUAUUUUUCUCUGUGGGAAAACUGGAAUCAGCUGCUGGAUGGCAAGAGAACAUACCUCCGACCACCGAAGGACUGCCGUAUUCUCAGUGUCAGUGGUGUUUUCAGGUGUCCGGAUGCUCGUCCAAGGGCAUUAGGAUGCCAGGAACCACUCUUGGAUUUGGUUCAGGAUUAUUCAGAUAAUGACAUUUUCCAGGAAAUUAUCAAGGUUCUUUGUCAGCGCUAUUUGCACUUCAGACGAACUCGCGGAGAUGGCAACUAUUUCUAUAGAGCUUUCUUUUUCUCCUACUUGGAAAAUCUUGGACAAAUGCAAGAUAGUCAAGCUGAAGUUACUCGUCUAAUGGAACAUGUGGCAGUGUCCAGAGAGAAUUUCUGUCGUCUGAAAUGGGACAAAGCAUACUUCUUAAAUCCUGAAGAAUACUUUUCAAGUGUUGUUUCUGAGUUGAAUCGUUUGGUCAAUUCUGUUGCAAAUGGUCUGAGUUCUGACGAGUUGUACAAGAGAAGUCUACAGGAGAUGAUGCCACUCAGGAUCAUUUCUUUGCUAAGAUUGCUGGCAGAGACCGAGAUCCGUACUCGAGAAGCUGAUUACAAAUCAUUUAUCCCUGAAAAGAUGAAUGUCCAUCAGUAUUGCUACAAGGAGGUGCGGCCCCUGGAUGUUAAACCAACGAUGUUGGCAAUGAGGGCUCUAACAUAUGCACUUGGCAUCCCGCUGCGACUCGAAAUUCUAGGCAGAGACUUGAUGGCUGGAGAUUUGCAAGUAAAGCGCCUUGAUUUCUUCCCUCGAUCAGAGACAGGGAAGGGUGCUUUCCAUAUGGCCCAAAGCUACUGGUCCUCAACCUCAACCCCUGAACCACUGGAGCUGGGAAGUGGCAACCUGUUAUCAUCUGAUGGCACACCUUCGCUGACCUUGCUGUGUCGGUCCGAGGACUGCGACAUUCUUUACCGCUAG